GUCUGGAGCACGUGAUCUUGUUCCGGCUCGCCAAAGAUGGCGGCCCCCAGAGCGGGAGCGUGGAAGUUGGUGAAAGACGCUGCCCACCCGCGCUGGAAUUGAAACUGUGGGGACUGUGCGCCAUGUCGCGACUGAUCGUGAAAAACCUCCCGAAUGGGAUGAAGGAGGAGCGUUUCAGGCAGCUCUUUGCCUCCUUUGGCACCCUGACGGACUGCAGCCUGAAGUUCACCAAAGAUGGCAAGUUCCGUAAGUUUGGCUUCAUUGGCUUCAAGUCGGAGGAAGAGGCCCGGGUGGCCCUGAACCAUUUCAACAAGAGUUUUAUCGACACAUCCCGGAUCACGGUGGAGUUCUGCAAGUCGUUUGGGGACCCAACAAAGCCCCGAGCCUGGAGCAGACACGCUCAGCAAAUAAACCAGGCUAAGAAUCCUUCAAAAGACAAAGACUCCGUCCCCACAGAACCCAAGAAAGAUGACAAGACGAAAAAGGUAUCAAGUGAACUGGAGAAGCUGAAGGAGGACACCGAGUUCCAGGAGUUCCUGUCCGUGCACCAGAAGCGGACGCAGACAGCCACAUGGGCCAAUGACGCCCUGGACGCCGAGCCCUCGAAAGGGAAGAGCAGGGCCGCCAGUGACUACCUGAACUUCGACUCCGACUCCGGGCAGGAGAGCGACGAGGAGGGUGCUGGUGAGGACCCAGAAGAGGAGGAGGGCCUCGAACCCAGGGCAGCCGUGCAGAGGGAGCUGUCGGACAUGGAUUACCUGAAAUCCAAGAUGGUGAAGUCCGAGGCGCCAUUGUCCUCGGAAGAGGAGGAGAGUGAAGAUGAAGCUGUGAGCUGUGGGGACGGGAGUGGGGCCGAGGAGGAGGCCCCCGGCCCUGCGCCCGCCCAUCAGGACAGAGGGAGGCCGGGGGCCGGCCCGGAGCAGGGCGCCCCGUCCGGGAACGAGACACCGGGGGCGGCCAAAGCUGAGGCAGACAAACCGGCAAACCAGAAGGAACCCACCACCCCCUACACUGUGAAGCUGCGGGGAGCCCCAUUCAGUGUCACGGAGAAGAACGUUAUGGAAUUCCUGGCGCCCCUGAGACCAGUGGCCAUUCGGAUAGUGAGAAAUGCUCACGGGAACAAAACAGGGUACAUCUUUGUGGACUUCAGCAGCGAAGAGGAAGUCAAGCAAGCUCUGAAAUGCAACAGGGAAUACAUGGGCGGGCGCUACAUUGAGGUAUUCAGGGAAAAAAACAUCCCUGCGGCCAAGGGGCCCCUGAAGAGCAGUGCCAAGUCCUGGCAAGGCCGGACCCUCGGGGAGAACGAGGAGGAGGAGGAUGUGGCCGACUCCGGGAGGCUCUUCAUACGAAACCUGCCCUACACCAGCACCGAGGAGGACCUGGAGCAGCUCUUCUCCAAGUUCGGUCCUCUGUCUGAGCUUCAUUACCCCAUCGACAGCCUGACCAAGAAACCCAAGGGCUUUGCCUUUGUCACCUUCAUGUUCCCUGAGCACGCCGUGAGGGCCUACGCGGAAGUGGACGGGCAGGUGUUCCAGGGCAGAAUGCUCCACGUGUUACCAUCCACCAUCAAGAAGGAAGCCAGCGAGGAUGCGGACACCCCAGGAUCAUCGUCUUAUAAGAAGAAGAAAGAGUCUAAAGACAAAGCCAACAGCUCCAGCUCUCACAACUGGAACACGCUGUUCAUGGGCCCAAAUGCCGUGGCGGACGCCAUUGCACAGAAGUACAGCGCCACCAAGAGUCAAGUGUUUGACCACGAGACCAAGGGCAGCGUGGCCGUGCGCGUGGCCCUGGGGGAGACCCAGCUUGUCCAGGAAGUGCGGCGCUUCCUCCUCGACAAUGGGGUCAGUCUGGACUCCUUCAGCCAGGCGGCGGCCGAGCGUAGCAAGACCGUGAUCCUGGUUAAGAACCUCCCGGCGGGCACCGUGGCAACCGAGCUGCAAGAGACCUUCGGCCGCUUCGGCAGCCUGGGCCGCGUGCUGUUGCCCGAGGGCGGCGUCACCGCCAUUGUGGAGUUCGUGGAGGCCCUGGAGGCCCGGAAGGCCUUCAGACAUCUGGCCUACUCCAAGUUUCACCACGCCCCCCUGUACCUGGAGUGGGCUCCAGUGGGCAUCUUCUCCAGCUCAGCCCCGCAGACGAAGGAACCCCAAGAUCCCCCAGCAGGACCUGCAGAAGAGGACAGGGCGGAACCAGAAACCUUGCCAGACAACGAGACCCCAGGAGGUGAAAAGCCAGCAGAGGGAGGAGCUGCGGACUGUCCAGAGAAGGUGGAAGAGGAGGAGGAGGAGGAGGAGGAGAGCCUCCCCGGAUGUACUCUGUUUAUUAAAAACCUCAACUUCAGCACGACGGAGGAGACCCUGAAGGGAGUGUUUUCCAAAGUGGGGACGGUGAAGAGCUGCUCUAUUUCCAAGAAGAAGAACAAAGCAGGAGCGAUGCUCUCCAUGGGAUUUGGAUUCGUGGAAUACAGGAAGCCAGAGCAAGCCAAGAAGGCUCUCAAGCAGCUCCAGGGUCACGUCGUGGACAGCCACAAGCUGGAAGUGAGGAUCUCCGAACGAGCCACCAAGCCAGCUCUGACAUCCGCUCGGAAGAAACAAGUUCCCAGAAAGCAGACAACGUCAAAGAUUCUGGUGCGCAACAUCCCGUUCCAGGCUGACAGCCGGGAGAUCCGUGAGCUCUUCAGCACCUUCGGGGAGCUGAAGACUGUCCGCUUGCCGAAGAAGAUGACCGGGACGGGCACACACAGAGGGUUCGGCUUCGUGGACUUCCUCACGAAGCAGGACGCAAAGAAAGCCUUCCACGCGCUGUGUCACAGCACCCACCUGUACGGCCGGAGACUGGUCCUGGAGUGGGCUGACUCGGAGGUGAGCCUGCAGGCCCUGCGGCGGAAGACGGCCGAGCACUUCCACGAGCCCCCGAAGAAAAAGCGGCCUGUGGUGUUGGACGAGAUCCUGCAGCAUCUGGAAGACAUUGAAAACGACAGUGAGGAGCAAGCCCUUCAGCUGCGAGCUGGCACCGAGAGGGGCUGCUAGCUGGAGUUCCCACCUACGGCCAUCUGCGGGAGUGCUCACAGCUGGGGACCUGGCCUCUGUCCUUCCCCAGGGGGCUUUGAGCCCUGGUUUGACCACCAGGGGCUGACCCCAGGGCUGGGGAAGCCGCCGAGCCGCUCACGAAGCCCAGAUGCCAGCCGGUUGAGCCUAAGAUGCGUCUCUGAUGGCGGGUAUCCCCUACUCACGGGUGGAGGACUCUGAGAAAUGCAUCCCAGCCCCAUCGAAAGGCUUAUCCCACGCUUGGGGCGCCCGAGUGCACACACCUACUCCAGCCUGCAAAUACAGCCUCCCCCAGGGGGAGGGCCAGGAGGCAGGCUGGUGGGGAGGAAGGAGCCGCGCGAUCCUCUGACCUGGGUCUGCAUCCCAGCCUCACCGUUCCCAGCUGUGCAGCCUCAGACCAGUGAGGUCCGCUCUGACCCUCAGCUCCUCUUCCUGUCCAGUGGGGGUGGUAUUGUGCCUUCCUGAUGAGUGUCUACCUCAGUCAAUCCAAGUACAGCCCAGAGGAAAUGCCCAUCAGCACUUCUGUUUACUUCUUAAUUUGGCACCUCUGGCUGGGGCUCCAGGUGAGAGUCCGGGAACCUUCUGACUUUGCAUAGAACUUGGUCUGUGCGUUUUGGAGGAAGGAGGUUCCAGUCUUCCUCCAGUUUGCAGAGUGGCCUGGAACCCAAGCAAAGUUCCACGGCGCCGGUAGCUGUGUGAGGCUCAGCACACUCCCCACUUCCCAUGGGGCAAGCGCUUCCUGGUGAGUCCUGCCUCCUCCCUGGGAAGGAGCAGAGGCAAAAGGCCAAACCCAGAGUGGCUCGCUCCCCGGCUUCUGCAGGCUGUGCCCACAGACAUCAGGUGUGAGCACCGCGUGUAGGUGGGGGCUAUACGGCGGGGUCAGUGUCAAACCUCACCCCGGCCAGCCCCUCAGGUGACCAGGUCCCCCAGUUGCCGUGGGUCUUGGGGGUGACUGGGGCCCCCCACCCCAUUCUUCCCCACCACUCGUCCUCUUCAGGGGCCCGUGGGUCUUUCUGGUUGAACACGCAGUCCGUAUCCACAUUGCCACACCCGCCAGAGCCAGGCCGAUGGUGGGGGUAUAGUCACCCCACUGGAGGUCAUCAGACUCGUGAGCCUGGCACACAAGGGGGCCUCAUUGGCACCCACUUACCUGACUCGGACGAUAGUACUAGAACGUUCCCAGGGCAGGAUCCGCCAACUCCUGCAGCCUGGUAUUGGGUGCCAAGCACAAGCUCUCCAGCCUGGGAGACCGGGUCCCCUUCCCUCCUUCCUGCCCCACCUGGCCUCUCUGCCCCCCACCCUGGGGGCUCACUGUCUGGAGAUCUUAGGGUGCCCCAUCACCCCCCCUUCAUUCCACCAAGGACGUCCAUGGGGUAUGCCACCCUCAUCUCUCUUCCCCUAACCAAGGAGCACUGCAUUCUCCACAAGCAGCCAGAGGGAUCCAGCUGGAUCUGUGCACCAGAUUAUGGAAGUCAUAGCUUAAAACCCUUCAGGGUCCCCCACACACUUGGAAUUAAGUCACGCUCCUCACCCAGUAAGAAGGCCCUACCACUCGUCCCUCCCUGACUUUGUGCUGGCCUUUCCAGUGCACUCCCACCCCAGGGCCUUUGCACUUGCUCUUCCCUCUGCCUGGGACCCCCUUCCCCCACAUCUUUCCUGACUCUUUUUUUUUUAAUCUCCCCUUUGAGAUCUUAGUUUAAAUUCUUGUUCCUCACCCAGAGACAGUCCCUUACCACUUUAUCAGAAGUAGCUACAUUCUGCUCCUCUCCCAUGCCCAGACCUGCGCCCACACCCCUGUCUCAGACGUCCCUACCCCUGUUCCUUUCAGUCACAGCAUUUAGUGCAGGGAGUGGCCCAAGCCCUGUCCCUUCCCCUUUGAAAAUGACUGCCACCUUGAAUGACCAGGAGGUACUCACACAAUCGUAAUUCUAUAUAGGAACCGCCACUGUUGUGAUGAUUCUGGAAGGAGGUAAAGCACGGCUAGGUUAAUGGUCAGGUGAAGCUAGGUAAAGUACACCGGCGCAGAGGAGGGAUUCCGCCUCUCCUCCCCGGAGGAAGGGGAGCUGCCUGGAAGCUGCAGAAGGGAGCUUGCGGGGAGGAGUUAGAAGUGACAAUAGGGGGCACCUGGGGGGCUCAGUCCUUAAGCAUCUGCGUUCGUUCGGCUCAGGUCAUGAUCUCAGAGUCCUGGAAUCGAGCCCCACAUCGGGCUCCCUGCUCAGCAGGGAAUCUGCCUCUCCCUCUGACCCUCCCCCCGCCACUGUGCUCACUUGUGCGCACAUGCUCUCUCUCUCUCUCUCUCUCUAGCAAAAAAUAAAGUCUUUAAAAAAGGAAGUGACACUAGAACUUAAGUCGAUCCAGGAAAGAACUGUGAGGAAUAAACCAUGGGGUUAGGUGAGCAUCCUCAUGCACGUGUAGACUCAGCCAUUUCUCACAGGGAUCUGUGGGCCCCGGCUGGUCAGGGGGAGCUAGGAAGAGGUGCUGGCGGCUGGACAUGGCCGGGGUGGGACGGCAGGGCCAGAGGGGGCACCUGAGCUGACAAGGCUGUGGGGCUGGCCGUUUGCAGAGGCCGGAGCUGGAACCCCGCCCCGCCGUGUGCCCUACGGCCAUACACACACACACACACACACACACACGAACGCCGGCUCUGAUUCUCGGGGCACUAUCGGGCAUCUGGGGGCUGGUGGAGGAGAGAAGCCAGGGCAUUCCUCCCCCUCCCUGGGUCCCGUGCCGGGUCCCCACCAAGGGUCCAGCCCUGGACUCUGGUAACACCGCUGCCUCCCCGAGAGCCUCCAGUUGGGGGGGCGUCGUCACCCCCUGGCCUCCGGCUCUGCCUGAAAUCCCCUCUCUGGAACUGCCUGACAGGCACAGUGAGGAGAGGGGGAGCUGCGGGGGCCUGCCUGCAGGGAGGCAGGGAGGAGGCCCGGACGGAAGCAAGGUGGGAGGCCAGGAGUUUGGUUGGUCUGUGCACACGGGGCUCUAGAAGGCUGAGCAGACGGAGACCCCGGGGAACUGCAGAAGCUUGGCGGUCUAUGGGGGCAGCCAUGGGCGUGAGUCCCGAGGAACCCUGAAGGGUAGGAAGGACAUGGGGCCGGCCUCAGGGAAGGAGGAGAGGCCACCGAGGCCCCUGGGCCUGGCUGGGGGAAAGUCCUGUACAGACAGCCCAGGGUGAGGAGGGUCCUGGCUCCUGCCUGCAGGUGGAGGACGGGGGAUUAGUCAGGGGGUCUCACAGAGCUCAGUGAGAGUGGGGUGUACUGCAGCUGGAGGGGUGGGCAGAACCCACGGGCCCUGGUUCCAGGAAGACCUGGGGGGGGUGGGAAUCUCGGCCGCACCACCCACCACUGCUUGUGCAACCUGCACCCAGGGUCUCAGCGUCUCCUGCCUCAAUUUCCAUAUUUUUAAAAUGGGUAUGAGAAGAAUUUUAGUCUGGUAGGAUUUUUUUGAAAAUUAAAUGAAAAAUCAUGGGUGGGAAGCAUUUAGCAGACUAUGGCAAGCCUAGGCGAUACUAAAUCGUGGCUGUCAUGAUCGUUGCCAUCAUUUAACGAAGAGGAAAGCGUGGGGCAUUACACCCGCGGAUGCCCCAGGAAGUCAGAGCCCGGCAUGCUCACAGCAGGCCUGCUGGGCCCACCUCAGAGAAAUGGGGCAGGAUGGGGAGUCCCCGCAUCCAGGAAGGUGGCCUGGAGAGGGUGCCCUCUGCCCACAAGCCCCAAAGCAGGCUGAGCGGGGACAUCGUUCAGCUGGUCAUUCCGUGCACAAAGCCAGACCGAAGAUGAGCUGACAGUUGCCAGGGAGCGUUUGGGAAACAAGUGAGACCUUCCCCAGGCCCUGGUAUGGCUGGGUCUCUUCCCAACACUGCAGUCCAGGGGGGUCACCCACAGGCAGGGGUGCCCCUGUCAUGGUAGAAUCGUCUGUUCUGAGAGCCGAGCUCCAGCCCCUGGGUCAGCACUUAUAGACCAGGCCCCAGACUUCGUUGUGUGAGGAAGGGCUCUUGCCGGCGCCCAGGCGGCCGGGGGCCCUGGCCACAGGCAGCAACCACCAUCAGCACAUGGAGCAGGAAGAGGCGUCCGCAAGGCCAGCCACUCAUCCUCAGCCCAUGUAUUCAUUCAUCAAACACUAGCAGGGCGCCGGGGGAUUCGAGGCCCGAAACUAGAUCCACAUGUGGGUCCAUGUCCUGGGCUUGAAGACCCACAUGGCCGGCCAAGACAAUUUCUAGUGGCCCUCGCCCGCCUGUUUUCCAUCCUUCUCUUUUGCUGCCUCCUCGGCUUGCUUUUUUCGUCUUUUGUGGCCGGGCCGGCUCGCAGCCCCUGUCUGUGCUCUGCAGCAUCUAGGAAAGGAUUAGUGCAAGCCGAGCAUGCAAGCUUUGGUGAACAGAGCCGAGUUUGGUUUCAACAUCUAAUUCAAUUUGUUCUGCCGAGAUUGAAAUAUGAAAUGGUUGCCAGUCAAACGUUCAAAGGAUGGGGAAGGGAGAGUGAACGCCUGCUGAAAUUUAAAUUUUAAUGAAAAUGACUUUAACCCUUUGGUGCAUGCACCUUGCAGAAAUAGAGCACAUUCUCCCCUCCUGCGGAAGGUCCCCCCUCCCCGCUUCUCUUUUGCAGAGCUUCCCUAAGACUAUGUAGCGCUUUUUUUUUUUUUCCGGAAAUAUUGUUAAUAAAAGAUUAAUGGAAUACUUGCUUCAUAAGACACUCCCAGGAGUGUCACAGCCAGGUCCUAGACGUGUGGAAGGUGGAGCCCAUGGGACGGACGGAGUUCCAGCUCUGAGGUUUGCAAAGCCAGGGUUGACCCCAUGGUUUGGGGCUUGUGCAAUGGGAAGAAAGAAGUGAGCCUGUGCUGGAGCUGGCCUGGGGGACGCCAGGAGUUGGGGUGUAAAUGUGCAUUGUGUUGGAGAUGACCAUAAGCCGUCAGGUGGAGAUGAAGAGCUUCAAGUUCACCAGAGAGGGCUGGGCCAAAGGCAUAAUGGGAAAUCAUCUGCUUUUCUGUAAGAAAUCUAAGAAGCAGGGCGCCUGGGUGGCUCAGUCGAUGAAGCAUCUGCCUUCGUCUCAGGUCAUGAUCCUGGGGUCCUGGGAUCGAGCCCCACAUCGGGCUCCCUGCUCAGCGGGGAGUCUGCUUCUCCCUCUCCCUCUGCCCAUUCCCCCUGCUUGUGCUUGAGCUCCCUCUCUGUCUCUGUCAAAUAAAUAAAUAGAAUCUUCAAAAAAAAAAAAAAAAAGAAAUCUAAGAAGCAAUGUGGGGGACUCAGAGCGCCACGUAGGCAGAGCCAGUAAAUCGUAGCUCAAAGCUCAGAACUUUCAAGUUCAUUUUUAAGCCACCCCUAGAUAGUUCCAAACUCUCUUGGCCACAGGACCCCCUUUUCCAAACAAAAGCUUUAUGCAGAACCCCAACAUAGAGAACAACAGAACUGCUCUGUUCAAAAUCAGGGUGUGAGGCCUGGCCCCCCCACAUAUUCAUCCUCCACCUCAACACCCCAAGGUUUGAAGACCCAAGGUAACAUGUAAACUGCUCACAAAGCAUGGUGUGCAGGCUUCAGGGGUCACGAGAAGAUUUUAGCCCAGGGGCAAACUUGUAAUGUAUGAGUUUAUUUUCACAUGCAUGUUGCAAAUACGAAUGCACAGCUAGCUCAUCAAACCUACGAUGUCACCAAACUCCUACGGAGGAGGUAAAAAAAAAAAAAAACAGUGUAUGAGUGUAAAGGAAAUUAUUAGACCGUGAAUAUAGUAAAAUGGAAGGGGUGAAGAAGAGCCAUGAAUGUUCUAAACCAGGGGUUGGCAAACUGCAGCCCGGGGGCCAGAUCCAGCCACUGCCUGUCUGUGUAAAGUUUUAUUGGCACACGGCCACGCCCACUGGUUUACAUACGGUGCCUGCUGGUUUCCUGCUACGGCAGCAGACUUGAAUAAUUGCAAGAGAGACUGUACCGCCUGCCAAGCCUCUAAUACUUACCAUCUGACCCUUCACAUCAAGUUUGCAGAGUCCCAAUCUAAAGCAAGCCUCUGUGAUUUUACAGCUCAGAAAGCUCGCCCCAGACGGGGCCAGUGGUUUCUACAAGGUCACACCAUACAGAACUCCCCAUUCGGAGCAUAGCCCGAGCCAGGCUCUCUGGGCUCAAAUCCCGACUCUGCCCCUUACCCGCAGCAUGACCUUGAGCCAGCUCCUUGACCUCUCUGUGCCUCGGUGGCCUCAUCUAUGAACUGAGAGCAUCAGCAGUCCCAACUCACCAGAGUUCUAAGGAUUAAAUGAGGGCGAAACCCGUGCCCCGCCACUUGGUGAACACCGUACAAGCCAUCGCUGCUGGUAGAGCAACAUAAAGAUGUGUCCCCCAGGUCUGCGCCAUCACCCGCCACCCAGGAGACCCAGUGCUCCAGCACAAGACCCGAGCCCAGGGCCUUCUGGCUGAGCGGCCCAAUAAAAGGGGCCCUGCAAUCUAAUUAGAGCAUCGCCAGAAGCCAGGGCUGAGUCCCCUCCAGCUUCCUUAAUAAACCCCACUUCCCCUUAAUUGCAGCUUUCAUGAAAACGAUCCACUGGGGCCUCAGCGCCCCAUCCUUGGGAACUGUCAGGAGCCCUCCCCUCUCCUGGUCCCCAGAAAGAUUCCAGGCGAUCAUACCGCUGCCGCCUCAUAGGUCCACGUGUCACCCUGCAGUUGACAAAGCACUUGAAGUCGCAAGCUCAGUGGCAUGUCGGCUGAGCCCCAAGGCAGAGGCUGUCACUCUCGUUGCACAAGUGGGAAACCGAGGCUUGGGGAAGUGAAGCAGUGCGUAGUCCGGAAGGUGCCAGACAAAGGUGGGUGUGUGCCAUAUGCCACUGCAGGGUGGACUGGACCAUCUCCUCCUUCCCCUGGGCCCCGUGGGAGAAGGACGGAAGCUGCUGAGUGCCGACAGACAGCCCUGCUUCCGUCCGUGGUUCGCACAGGACCUGGGGCUGUGGCUUGGGUCCAGAGCCCUCAACCCUCUCCAGUUUCGGGAGGCAAGAGAGGGAGGGUGGGGCCAGCCAGCAGCCUCUGGCACCGAUGUCUGGGCUCUUCCUGGGGCAUUUUCCACCUGAUUUCCACCCUCUGAGCUGACUUGAGUUCUUGACCCCACAGGAGCACCCUUCAAAGGUCCAGAAUGUGCCUCCCUGGAUUCUUAACCCAAGAAAAGUUUAAAGCCUACUAUCUUAGACCUGGUGAAAAACCCCGGAGACCCGUGGGUCUGGCUUCCACGUGAAGACAUGUUCAGUGCUGCCCCAAUGGCCACAAUCCUUGGCUGAUGGCGCUCACCAGGGCCGGGGAGAGACGGCUGCCUUUUUCGGAGCAGAGGAGAGCCUGCACCUUCCACUCUGCAUCCCUGGACAACCUCCAGCCUCCUCGGACCCCAGGAGGAAGCCGGCCUCUCUCUGUGGAGCAUCUCAGCGACCUGCCCAUGCCGUGGAAUGAAUCUGGAACGUCAGCCCCAGGCAACCAGCGCUUAGGACCUGACCCACCCCGGGAACAAAACUAUCUUCAAACCACGAGUGACAAGUGGCCCAUGGGCGAGAAAUCUGGCUCCUGUGCCUGCACGUCUUUCUUGUUUUCCUUUUCUUUCUUCACCUUUUAUAUGUAUAUUGGGUUCUUAUUUCCAAACGCAAAAACAAGAUGCCGUUUAAACUGCGUCCCCAGAACAGCCCCCUGUGUGGGCAUUUUCCCCGUUGACAACUCGGAGGGCGAGAUCUGUGGCCGCAGCCGUGUUCUGGCUGUUGACCUUGCAGAGAUAAGCCCCGUCCCGCCACCUCCGCCCGCCCUCUCCAGCCCUCCUGCCUUCCCCCUAUUCAGGCAAACGAGGUUUUGCUUUUCAGCCCCAUUUCUGGUUACAUAUGUACAUGGCUGAUAAAAUAUUCCACUUCACCCCUUC
Mirounga angustirostris (Northern elephant seal) is the source of this 10894-nucleotide messenger RNA. It is a transcript of the gene RBM19, whose product is annotated as RNA binding motif protein 19. Gene Ontology annotation, cellular component: nucleolus. The record is from RefSeq and is a predicted model, not a curated record. Lineage: Eukaryota; Metazoa; Chordata; Mammalia; Carnivora; Phocidae. The transcript is spliced from 26 exons. Gene Ontology annotation, molecular function: mRNA binding. The coding region runs from base 123 to 3026 and encodes 967 amino acids.